This is a messenger RNA of Setaria italica (foxtail millet), 798 nucleotides long. RefSeq names its product probable LRR receptor-like serine/threonine-protein kinase At3g47570. The transcript has 3 exons. NCBI's taxonomy places the organism in Eukaryota, Viridiplantae, Streptophyta, Magnoliopsida, Poales, Poaceae. Bases 1 to 798 code for a protein of 265 amino acids. Gene Ontology annotation, biological process: protein phosphorylation. Gene Ontology annotation, molecular function: protein kinase activity; ATP binding. The record is from RefSeq and is a predicted model, not a curated record.
AUGCAGCAAGAGCAGGCCAUUAGAAGCUUUGAUGCUGAGUGCAGCACACUUCGCAUGGCUCGGCAUAGGAACUUGAUAAAGAUAUUGAAUAUCUGCUCCAACUUGGAGUUCAGGGCAUUAUUGGUGCUUCAGUAUAUUCCCACUGGAAGCUUAGAUAUGUUCUUACACUUUGACAACAUAGAGCACUUAGGGUUCCUCAAGAGGCUGGACAUCAUGCUAGAUGUAACGAUGGCAAUGGAGUAUCUGCACCAUGAGCAUCACGAGGUAGUCCUGCACUGUGACUUGAAGCCUAGCAACGUGCUGUUUGAUGAAGACAUGACGGCACAUGUAGCGGACUUUGGAAUCGCAAAGUUGCUAUUGGGUGAUGACUGCUCUAUGAUCACUGCAAGCAUGCUUGGAACACUUGGGUACAUGGCACCAGAGUAUGGAUCUUACGGGAAGGCAUCACGCAAGAGCGAUGUUUUCAGUUAUGGAAUCAUGCUCCUUGAAGUCUUCACUGGAAAGAGACCCACAGAUCCCAUGUUCGUCGCGGAUUUGAGCAUUACAUGGUGGGUUCGUCAAGCAUUUCCAGCUCAGCUUGCCUCUGUUCUAGAUGACCGGCUGUUGCAAGGUGUCUCUUCCUCUGCCAGCAAUCUGAAUGACUUUCUUACAGCGACAUUUGAGCCGGGUUUGAUCUGCUCAAGUGAGUCACCUGACCAGAGGAUGUCAAUAAGAGAUGUCACGGUGGCACUGAAGAAGAUUAAAAAGCACUAUACAGAAUCAAUAAUAUCAGCAACCACCACGAGUAGUACCCUGUGA